Osmia lignaria (orchard mason bee) is the source of this 6476-nucleotide messenger RNA. Lineage: Eukaryota; Metazoa; Arthropoda; Insecta; Hymenoptera; Megachilidae. The record is from RefSeq and is a predicted model, not a curated record.
UCGUGAAAGUGACGUAUGUACGUCAGUAGUGUGGGCCGACCCGCGUAUCGUCGGUACAAUUCUAAAAUUUUUUCCAUUUGAUUUCUUGCGGAAAGAGCACUAAUACCGCGAUACGCAAUCAUGAAUUUUCUUUAGUACAGUUGUAGGAGGACUCGCGAACAAGAAAAGCGGCUCGUUAUCGUAUGUUCGUCUAACUGGAUUGAGACAAAUUUCUGCUCUCAUACGUGUGUGUUAGGGCCCCGAUCAAUCUUUAAGUUCACGACCCCACGCUUAUUCGAUUAAUUCAGUUUAUUCGUAACAGAAUUCACGCUAAAUUGAUAGCGUUUCGACAAUUCUUCUUUUGUGAGAUUUAGUUCGGUGGUCACCUACGGGUGAAUAGAGAUGGCCACCCCUCAAACUCCAGGUAUGGAUCCCUGGAUAAUUCAACCCAGGGAACGUGCAAGAUACAGAGAACAGUUUGACUCGUUAAAGCCGAUCAAUGGGGUUGUCACUGGAGAGCAAGCAAAAGAAUUUUUACUUCAGUCUCAACUUCCACCUCGCAUUCUUGGACAGAUAUGGGCUUUAUCAGAUACAGAUGCAGAUGGUAAAAUGGAUAUAAAUGAAUUUAGUAUUGCAUGUAAAUUGAUUAAUUUAAAGUUACGUGGCUAUGAGAUUCCUAAAGCAUUACCACCUAGUUUGGUGCAAAGCUUAAAGUCACUUUCUGCUGGUGAUGCUAAUGUGACAAACUUAACAAAUGGAGCUGCCAAUAUUCCAUCACAAAAUAAUGUUGCUUCCUUAGUGAAUUUAUCUGGUAUGCCACAAGUUCCAGUACAACCAGUACAAUCUUUAAUUGGUGGAGUAUCCAUGCCUGGAUCUGUUCCACGUCCUCUUAUAGGUCCUCCACCUACAAAUGGACCAUUGCCAGGCCAUGCAAUUAGACCUGCCUCACCUAUGAAUUUACCAGCAUCACGACAAAAUAGACAGAAUGUGGCUGCCACUACACAUGCCACAACUCACACAGCGUCAAAACCACCUGCUCGACCUGCACCACCCUCCGUGGGAAUCGUGCCUUCUACAAGUACUGCUACUACCACUACUUCUAGUGGUGGUCCUCCUCAAAGACCUGCACCACCCACAAAUAUUGGAGCAAACUUUUCACCUGUUACCAGUAUUCCACCACCAAAACCAGCACCCCCUUCGUUUCCUAACAGCCCGGUCGCGGCUGGAAUGUCACCAAUGAAUGUUCCACCUGUAUCUGCUGCAGUUGCUCCUCCAGUUCAACCCCUGCAAUCAAUGGCUACAUCUUCUGCCAUAGAUUUACUUGACUUUGAGUUGUCAGGUAUGCCUACAGUAGCGCCAAUCGCACCUUUAAAUACAAAUCCAACUCCUGUAGCUGCUUUUGGUAUGGGACAAACAAUGCAGAUGCAACCACUAGCUACUGGUAUGAUUGCACCAAUUACAUCUACUAUGAUACCAUCUGUUGCACCAAUGCCUGCUGGACCUGGUGUUGUGUCAACUCCUCCAAAUGUAGGUUUACCUUUAGUAUCAGCAACAACAGCAAAUAGUACAUUAGUUAACGGUGUAAUUGCUCAAACACCGGUAUCCACUAGUACACCGUUAAGUACAAUCGCACGUCCUCCAAGUAUAGAUAGGGUGGGCUCGGUUGAUUCGCAACAUAGUCAGCAUUCAGUAGGCUCACCGCAGUCCGUAGAGUGGGCUGUACCUCAUCAGACAAAGUUAAAAUAUACUCAGUUAUUCAAUACCUGGGACAGGACUCGAUCUGGAUUUUUGUCUGGCCCUCAAGCAAGAAAUAUCAUGGUGCAAUCACAGUUACCACAGAAAGUGUUGGCGCAAAUAUGGGCGUUAGCGGAUAUGGAUUCAGACGGUCGCUUGAGUUGCGACGAAUUCGUAUUAGCAAUGCAUUUGUGUGAUUUAGUUAAGAUUGGCGAAAAAAUACCUGCCACGCUUCCAAUAGAACUUAUUCCACCUGCGUUCAGGCGCCAGCGACAAAGUAGUUUGACACUCUCACAAGGUGGAACAGAAAAUAUAGAUCCAUCGGCUGGUAUGCCACAAACCUCUUUCGAGGACAAACGUAAAGAGAAUUUUGAGAAAGGUCAAGCUGAGUUAGAACGUAGACGUAAAGCGCUGUUAGAAAUUCAACGAAAGGAACAAGAAGAACGCGAGCGAAAGGAAAGAGAGGAAGCGGAGAAACAAGAGAAAAUUAGACUGGAGCAAGAAAGACGUAGGCAAGCAGAAAUUGAAAAACAAAUGCAAAGACAAAAGGAAAUUGAACAAGAAAAAGAGGAACAACGAAAACGAGUUCAAGAACAAAGAGAAGCGGCACGAAAAGAAAUGGAAAGACAACGACAGUUAGAAUGGGAAAGACAAAAGUCACAAGAGCUUCAAACUCAGAGACAAAAAGAACAAGACGUGUUACUUAAGUUAAAAGCAAAAAAUCAAACUUUAACUAUCGAGCUUGGAACACUCAACGAUAAAGUAAAGGAAUUAUCACAAAAAAUUUGUGAUACCCGAGUGGGUGUAUCUGGUGUAAAAACGACAAUUGAUGGUAUGCGAUCAACGCGAGACGCACAGUUACAAGAAAUGGCUGCCUUAAAGAAUAAACUUCGAGAACAAAACCAAAGAUUACUAGCUUUGAGUCAGGAGAAAGCUCGCAUUGAAGCAAAGAAUAAACUAAAUAUGGCUAUGGAAUCAGCCGGUCAAGAAGCUAUUAAAAUGGCAUUUGACAAUAAGCAAAUUACUCUUAAGCAAAUGAAAGAUAAAAUUGCUGAUUUACAGCAACAGAUUGAAGCUAGAAUGGCUGAUAUAGAAAAUAAUAAUGGUCAGCUUCAAGAUAUCAACACUCAACUGACAAAUUUAAUCACUGAUUGCAAGGAUCUUUACAUCACUUUCGAAGACAAAAAAUUAAAAGUUUUAGAACUUAGAGCAGGUGGUGUUACUGGAGCUACUACCGACUAUACGACUUCCGCGUGGGGUGAUAGUGCAUGGAACGAUACUACAGGAUCAGUGGACGAUAGUACUUGGCCUGUUGAUGAUACUACUACAACGAAUGCAGUGGAAGAAACUACUCCAGGAGUUAUGAAAUAUAGAGCUCUAUAUGAAUUUGUAGCUAGAAAUCAAGAUGAAAUAUCGUUUCAACCCGGUGACAUUAUCUUGGUACCUCCUGUUCAAAAUACAGAACCAGGUUGGAUGGCAGGAGAAAUUCGGGGUCAUACCGGUUGGUUCCCUGAAUCUUACGUAGAACCAGUAGAUGCCGGAAGCGGAAAUGACAACGCUUUUGUACAACAAGAUAGCGUAGAAAAGAGGACUCUAGAGGGAAUUGCUGAAGUUCCCGAAAAUGUAUCCGACGCAGGAUCCUUAGGUGGCGAACCUCCAAUCGUUGAACCUAUUAUACCUACCCUCGGAUUAGGUAUAGCCUGUGAUUUACAGGCAACAGCUUUGUUUCAGUAUCGUCCUACAACAGAGCAGCAUCUUCCAUUUGAGAAAGGCGAUAUUAUUAAAGUUAUUGAACAACAAGGUGAUUGGUGGUAUGGCUCAUCUAACAAUGGAAGUGGUUGGUUCUCUAAAACAUAUGUGAAAGAAAUUCCUCCUAGUCAACAACCCGUAGUUGUUGAUGGUCUUAAUGAAUAUUAUAUGGCUCUGUAUCCGUAUGCUUCGGCUGAGCCUGGCGAUCUAAACUUUAAUCAAGGAGAAGUUAUAUUGGUUACUAAGAAAGAGGGCGAUUGGUGGACAGGAAGUAUAGAAGAUAGGGUCGGGGUAUUCCCUGCUAAUUACGUAGAAAAAUGCGAUGCCCCAAGUCAGUUUGAUGUAUGUAACAUUAAUCAGGAUGACCCUAUAACUACUAAUGUGUCCGAAAUAAACACGGAUACCACGGUGACUACAGACACAACCACGAGUAUUCAUGAAACAGCUGCUUCAGUUGCUCAAGCAACAUUGCAAACUGAAAAGACUGCUGAACAGCUAGAAGAUGAAAGAGCAGCAGCGGAAGAUAGAGCAGAAUUGCCAGAUUUUACAGCAAUGGCUGCCCAGCAGUAUUACAAGAGAGGAAGGAAACCUGAAAUUGUACAAGUCAUUGCACCUUAUCAAGCUACAAGUUCUGAACAGUUAGAUUUACAAAAGGGACAGUUAAUAAUGAUACGUAAAAAGACGGAUAGCGGUUGGUGGGAAGGAGAAUUACAGGCGCGUGGUAAAAAGAGACAAAUUGGUUGGUUCCCAGCAUCUUAUGUUAAACCUUUAACUAGUAGUAGCAAUCGAAGUACACCUGUUUCUCAUGGAUACCAGGACUCUCCUACAGAUCCCAAUGUUGAACGUGUUAUGGCAUUAUAUCCAUACCAAGCACAAAACGAAGACGAAUUAAGCUUCGAGAAAGGUGACGUUAUAACCGUGCUUGCAAAACAAGAAGCCGCAUGGUGGAAAGGCGAAUUAAAUGGAGUAUCCGGCGUUUUCCCCAGUAAUUAUGUAUCUCCCAUGUCUAAUGAGAUGACAACUGACUUAUUAAUGGCUGGAUUGGAUUCAAUGGAAAGAAAACGGCAAGAAUACAUCAAAGAACUUAUCACAACUGAACAAGCAUACAUAGAGGACAUGAGACUGGUUCACGAGGUGUUUGAGAAACCACUUCUUGAAAGUUUAGUUUUAACUGUGGAUGAAGUGGAUAAGAUAUUUGUUAAUUGGAGAGAUAUUAUUGCCUGCAAUGAUAAUUUUUUAAGAACAUUAAGAAUCCGACGAGAUAACAGCGAAGGAGGAAUUGUUAGAAUGAUUGGAGAUAUUUUGUGCGAAAACAUUCCAAGAAUGUCAGCCUACAUUAGAUUUUGCAGUUGUCAAAUUUCAGCUGCUGUUUAUCUUCAAAGAUUGACUGAAACAGUACCAGAAUUUGUGAAAGUUGCACAUACUUGUCAGCAGGAUCCACGUACAAAAGGAAUGCCCCUAAGUUCUUUUUUAAUAAAACCAAUGCAAAGGAUAACGAAAUAUCCCCUUAUUAUUGGCAAAAUUUUGGAACACACUCCUGCUGAUCAUCCUGACAGGCAAUAUCUUCAAGAAGCAUUGGCUAAAGCAGAAGAAUUUUGUACCCAGGUAAAUGAAGGAGUUAGAGAAAAAGAAAAUAGUGAUAGAUUAGAAUGGUUACAAACACAUGUGGCUUGUGAUGGGCUGGAAGAACAACUUAUUUUUAAUUCUUUAACUAAUUCUUUAGGUCCACGAAAACUUCUUCACUUUGGUAUACUCCAUAAGGCAAAAAGUGGCAAAGAACUUGUUGGAUUCCUUACAAAUGAUUUUUUAUUAUUUGCUCAACCGACGGUUACGAAAAAGUCAUUAUCCGGUGGACAACAAUUCUCAUUUGAACGAAACGAACAUCAAAAGUUCAAAAUGUAUAGAAAGCCAAUCUUCUUAAAUGAAUUAUCCUUCUUAGGAGAAUCAGAUACAAAUGGGACUGUUGGCUUAAGUUGGGGCGAGUACACUGAAAACUCUUCUAGAUUACUUAGGUUGAGGGAUCAAAAGAAGCCGAUAAUAUUAUUGGCCCCAUCUCCAAGUGAAUGUUCACUAUGGACUAGAAGACUUACAGAAGCAAGGAAAAAGUUUAUAGAAAACGAGAAAACACGUUUACAAAGACAACGAUCAAAGCAGGCGCAGUUUGGAGCGUGUGGCAGAAUUCUCGUUACAGUGCUUGAAGGUUUCAAUUUAAAGACAAUACCUGGCAAGUGCAAUACAUUUUGCAAAGUGAGCAUGGGUUCGCAAGAAGAAAGAACGGGCGUGGUGUCAGGGACUGAUUGUCCUCUGUGGGAUACAUCGAUGCAAUUCCAAGUAAAGGAUUUACUUGAAGAUACUUUGUGUAUAACAGUUUUCGAUAAAGGCUAUUAUAGUCCAGAUGAAUUCCUUGGUCGAGCGGAAAUCAGAGUUGCUGACAUAAUGAGAGACAGUAGAGAUUCCUGUGGACCAAUUCAGAAACGCAUUCGAUUGCACGAAGUUGAAAGAGGCAUUGUUGUAUUGAAAUUAGAUCUUAUACUGUUUGGCAAUCGGUAAAAAGACUGAAUUACUUAGAUAUUAUAAUUAUACAGUUAUAAUUAUUACUGCCAAUACAACUUUUUAUAUUUCUACUCUGUAAGUUCAUAUUGUAAUAUAACUAACAAAUAGUAAUGUACGAUCAGUAGAGGUAGAAACCGAUUUUUUUUUAUAUGAGAAUAUUUAUUAUACUUUAUGUAAAAGAUGUCAAAGUAGAUAUUACUUGAUACGCAUUUUUUUUUAAUUACAAGGGACUGGUAUCCAGUGUAAUCCUGGAAGUUAACUCAUAAGAAAAAUAUUUAGUUUAUACAUCAUAUACAUUGUAUAGAAUUCCAUUGAAUCGUUUAAAUUCUUGUCAACGUACAGUAUUAUUGUUAUUGUUAUAAUAUUUAUAGUAUGUAAGUGAAAAACAUUUAUUUUUUUAUAUAAAAACAUGUACAAAAUGUUAGAUGGGCAUUAGUAUGAAUAAAAGGGCAUGUAACGAA